Candidozyma auris is the source of this 5031-nucleotide messenger RNA. RefSeq names its product protein kinase RIM15 (gene RIM15). The record is from RefSeq and is a predicted model, not a curated record. Lineage: Eukaryota; Fungi; Ascomycota; Pichiomycetes; Serinales; Metschnikowiaceae. Bases 1 to 5031 code for a protein of 1676 amino acids. Gene Ontology annotation, cellular component: nucleus; cytoplasm. Gene Ontology annotation, molecular function: protein serine/threonine kinase activity; ATP binding. The transcript has a single exon. Gene Ontology annotation, biological process: phosphorelay signal transduction system; peptidyl-serine phosphorylation.
AUGUCUGAACAGGCUUCAGACCGCCCCGGGAUCUUGCCAGAGGGCAAGUUGCUAAACCCAGCAGACAUCUCAAAACUGCAGUCUCCUGCUUCGACAGAAAUAGGGCCCGCAAAGGGCCUUUUUCAUGAUCCAGAGUAUAACACAGAGUCCCAUGUGGGUGGACGCAGCUCCACACGGUCGGUGUCACCAUUGGAGGUGCCUGGGAACGAGAAGCAGAAAAUGCAAGGUUUCGGUGUCAAUGAUGUGCUCAAGGAGCAAAUCGAUCUACGGCUUGCUUCAAACAACCCGUCGGUUGUGAUGGAAUUGGACCUAGACGGAAAGAUACGAUACAUGCUGAAGAAUUGGGAGCAUAUGGUGGGCACGCUGGUGAAAAAGCUAACAGGAAAGCCGAUUCUGAGCAUCCUUAUCGGCAGCUCUGACCAGGAUUUACAGGUGUUCAACAACGCCAUUUCCCAGAUGGUCACAGACAAUGCUUCGUAUAAAGUAAAGUUUCUCACGGCCACGAACGACGUAUCAAGAGGCGAUGUGAGCGUACAAUCAGACCAAUCAUCUCAUGAAGAGCGUGAUCUGGUAUCUUCAGACCAGGAAAGAGAACCUGAAGGGUCAGUUCCCACGAAUACUACCCCGGAGACACUCGAUACUGCUUCCACAAGCUCUCAGGUGUCAAACAAUGGCGAUGUCAUAGAACUAGAGUCCCAGGGAAUUGUCAUUCAGGACACCAAGACAAACCUACCAUCUUAUUCCAUCUGGACCAUCAAACCGUUUGAGCACAUAGACAUGGAACUAACCAUACCAGACGCUCUUUUUGACCUUCUAGGUUUUGGUUCUGAAAUUUUCGAGGGCUACCUUUUGAGUCUAAAGGAGGCUGGCAUUAUAGACGAGGACUCUGUUCCCGACCCCAAGCUCAUCUUGUGUCAUAUUUGCGAGACGAACAUCCCAGCAUGGUUCAUCGAGAAACACUCUGAUCUAUGCAUUGUAGAGCACAGAGUGUCCGAGGAGCUUCAGUUGUGUCAUGACGCUCUUGCAGAGCAAAGAGAUCUUAUUUUGAAGGUUUCGGACAGUUUAUGGCUGCAACAGUUUGAAACACAUAGUGGCUCCCUGAGCCUGCUUCUGACGCUUAGCUCCAACUCCUCCACAUCAUCUGGGGGUGCUGGUAAUAUUUAUGACUACAAAGGUAUUCCGUUGCCCUCGAUGCUGACUGAGGCGUUGUCCCCUCGUGGCUCCGUGCCUCUGUUGAAGACCAUAACCAAAAAUUCCAUACUCCGAACUCGUAAAUUUCCGUUUGGUAUUCUCCUGAGGCUUCUUGAAUAUUGUGACGAGGCCCUUGCCAUAAAUCCAGCAGAUAAAGAUGAGGAGACGGGCGAAUUGCAAUUCUCCCCAAAUACCGAACGUGCCAUUAGUGCAGUAAUGAACUGGAAAUCUCUUGAGACGUCGGAUCCCGCAAUCAGAAGAAUGGUUGACGAUACGCAACAAGUGGUAAAUGAAAAAAUGGAGUCACUCACUAGACUCAUCUCUAUCAUUCAAUACGGUGACAAGAUCAAGGAGGAGGUCGACAGUCUUGUGUUACAAUCUGUAAGAGAGACUGUUGCUAGAAUUAGGGAGAAAACUCUCCAGCAAGAAUAUCCCGAACAACGUCCUCGGACUCAUUCCUCAAGAACCACCAUUCGUCAUAGGUCUUCAUCGUCAAGCGAUUCUGGAUCUUUUAAAACACCCAUGUCAGUGUCUGGCUCUGGAUUGCGUGUCGAAUCUAAUUCGCCUUCCGCUCUACCUCCGCUGCCCUUAUCUCAAGCUCACAAUUUGCAUUCACCUCAGCCGUCUCGUGUGCGGAGCCCUCCUUCAAAGCUUUUGGGUGAGCCCUACGAUACUAAACAGAAGACUUCACCAACCACAUCGCUACACUCCAUCACCCCAAGAGACUUUCUCAAAGGCAGAAUUAGCCCACUGAUAGAAGAAAUCGCUAGGUCUGUGUCUCGUCCAGGUUCAGCCAAUUCAUCCUACUCGUCGCAAACACGUCAAAAUCAUAAGGAAGUUGAAGAGGCUUUGAGAGAUCUUAACAUAACUAGACAUCCAGCUGAGUCCUCAGAUAGCUCAAGUGUUUCUUCACCUAGACGACAUUUGUCUCCUACUCCGUACACGGAACGCUCGAACUUUAACACGUUUCAGAGAAACAUCGUUUCCCGAAUGGACCCUUCACCUUUGAGCUCUCCCUCCAUGUCACACGCCGAUAUAAAUAAUGAUGAGAUCCAAGGCGUACCUCCUGCUUCGUUGUCGAAAAAGAGGACAAGCUCCUCAGGGAGUAACGCUCUACCUACAUUGAUUACGAAUCAACAAUGUACUCCGCUGCAACAUUCUGCCAAUACCUUCGGAACACCUGGACUUGGUCAUACUCGAAACAGCUCAUCGCUUUCUGCAAAGCCGCCCUUGUCCCCUUUGCUUGUAUCACAGACGCCGGCGUCCAAAGCUCUGACAGGAGGUAUCAAAGACUAUGAAAUAAUUAAAGCUAUUAGUAAAGGUGCUUUCGGAGCUGUAUUCCUAGCGAAGCGAAGACUCACUGGCGAUUACGUUGCAAUAAAGUGCUUGAAGAAGAGGGACAUGAUUGCGAAAAAUCAGGUUUUGAAUGUCAGGUCAGAGAGAGCGGUGAUGAUGAAGCAGAGUGACUCCCCGUAUGUUGCUCAGCUCUAUAGUAGUUUUCAGACUAAGGAUUACUUAUACUUGGUCAUGGAAUAUUUGAAUGGUGGUGACUGUGCUACUCUUCUCAAAAUGUUAGGAACUUUGGGUGACAAAUGGGCCAAAAGGUAUAUUGCAGAGGUAAUUGUUGGUGUCAACGACUUACACAUGCGUGGCAUCAUUCAUCGAGACUUGAAGCCGGACAAUCUUCUUAUUGAUAGUGCUGGUCACUUAAAGCUCACAGACUUUGGUUUGUCAAGAAUUGGUGUUGUGGGAAGACACACAGCGCAACACAGAAAAAGCUCAACUUCAGAGCAUGCAAUUGAGCUUUUUAGAAAAAGUAUACUGGGCAGUGGAACAUUGCCACAGAGUCCUUUGAUUAUUGGUAGUGGCGACUCUCCAGAAUUACUCCCUUCCCUGCAGCACAAGCGUACUUCCUCAGUUACACCGUUCUCACUUUCUCCAGCUAUGGAGCACAUGAAGUUUAAGUCUGGAUCAGUAUCUACACUCCCAAUUAAUCCAACGAAGAUGUCCACAGAUUCUCAAGGGCAGCAACCGCAAAGGAAACGUUCAGGGUCACUUUUUAGAAACAGCGGAACUAGAUCAGGUUCAAGUAGUAGCGGCUUUGAUUCCCCGGGCCUCAAGCCAUCACUUCAAAGAACCUCGUCGGAAUCUUCGUUUGCGAUCGUGGAUGACGAUUUCCAAUACAGUCCACAACAGAGUGAAAAUAACAUAAACAGCUUCACCCUUUAUAACCCUGAAGAGGAUGAGGGCCAGACAAACAAGUUUGUUGGAACCCCUGACUACUUAUCACCGGAAACCAUCACUAGUGAUACCCAAGGUGAAUACUCCGACUGGUGGUCUAUUGGAUGUAUUCUAUUUGAGUUCUUGUAUGGAUAUCCUCCAUUUCAUGCCGAUACACCGGAUCAAGUCUUCAAAAACAUACUUGACGGGAAAAUAGACUGGCCACCUUUGUCAGAAGAGGAAGAAAAGGAGAUAUGUCCACCUGAGGCCAAAGAUCUUAUUAAGAAACUACUUGUAAUAAAUUAUGAGGAGAGAUUAGGAUACAAUGGAGCCGACGAGAUCAAGCUGCAUCCAUACUUUAAUCAUAUCAACUGGGAGACGUUGUACUUGGAGCUGCCUGAUUCGUUUAUUCCAAUAACGGACGAUCCUGAAUCGACAGACUACUUUGAUGCUAGAGGAGCUGACAUGUCGCAUUUUCCUAUUGAGGAUGAAAACGAUGAUGAGGACAUGAUGAAGUGCGAUAGGCUUCCAGUGUCAGCUAGAGAAGUUGAGUCUCAAGAUGGUUACUUCAACGCUCAGCCUCCGCCUCAGCAUUUAUCUCUACCAUCUUCACCAAUGCUCGGAAGGAGAGAAAGAAGAAGUAGCAGAUUGGCUGACUCAAGCGAAUUUGGGUCCUUCCACUUCAGAAACCUAAACGUUUUGGAGAAAGCCAACAAGGAUGUCAUAAACAGAUUGAAGAAUGAACAUUUGGAGCACAGAAACAGCUUUUCGUCAUCUUCUUCCGAAUCUACCCCCUUGGGUCAUACCAAGUCCCGAGGGCUGUCAAUCUCGUCCACAGCUGUCAACCCUGGAAGUCCUUUCAAAAGACCGGUCUCUCCAGUGGCUAAUAGGUCACAGUCGCCUGUGAAAGAAAGAGGAAGUGUUGGGUCAAUUAAAAGAGAAGCUAGCAUCAGCAAAAAGGAAAGCACAGGAUCACUCCGGAGGGAAAGGGCCGACGAAAGAAUACCGACACUCAAACAGAGCACGUCAUCACUAGCUCGUAAUAUACUUCAAAGAAAUUCAGGUGACUUGGCAAAUUCGCCGUCCACCUCAGAUUCAGAUGACAGCUCUUCUGCCUUGUCGAGGGUGAGACAGAGAAGGGACAGCCAAAGGAGGACAGGAAGCUUUAACAAGUCUUGCCCGCCCAGUAGCGCUUUGUCAGCCGAUGGAUCCGUCUCUUUCGAUGCUGCCGGAUUAGAUGUCCUAUACUGUGAGCCAAUCCCAAUCGUCAGGCACACUGUUGGAAAGCUUAUGGAAAAGGAGAAAUGUGUUGUUCUUUCAAUCUCGAACGGCGAUGAGUUGAUCAGGAGGGCGACGAGUCAGGUUAAAUUUGACCUCAUCUUCACUGCCCUAAAACUCCCCAAGGUAGAUGCUAUUGAUGCGGUGAAAUUGAUCCGAUACACAAACGGCAUCAACAGUGACACGCCUGUAAUUGCCAUUACAGGCUAUGCCAAGGAAGCGCAAGAUCUGGGGGUAUUUGACGCUGUUCUAGAAAAGCCAGUUGAUUCCACCCAGAUGAGAGGAGUCAUUACCAAAUUCCAAUGUCAAGAUAUUGCUGUUGAGUCUGAUCCUGAGGAUUGA